This is a messenger RNA of Chelonus insularis, 1014 nucleotides long. RefSeq names its product sarcoplasmic calcium-binding protein 1 (gene Scp1). NCBI's taxonomy places the organism in Eukaryota, Metazoa, Arthropoda, Insecta, Hymenoptera, Braconidae. The record is from RefSeq and is a predicted model, not a curated record. Gene Ontology annotation, molecular function: calcium ion binding. The coding region runs from base 233 to 829 and encodes 198 amino acids. The transcript has 5 exons.
CUUCCGGUUCUAUUAUAUUCUAACGUGUCGACAACGAAGUUUAAGAUCUGAAUCAGUCUAAAGUUAGAUCAUUUCGUAGUCUCCGUGGACUGAGUACACACCGUAGUUUUUUCUUCUGUUUGUUUUUGUCUACUUAACUAAAUCAUUUACUUCAACUUUCUCUAAACUUACCAAUCCAAGUGAUAUUAACAAAAAAAUUAACUAACGGAUUUUUUGUUAAUUUAAUUUAAAAAUGGGUAGCGUUGAUAGUCCAUACAGCUGGGAUAAUCGUGUCGGUUUUGUUGUCAGAAUCUUAUAUGAUAUUGACAACAAUGGAAUCUUAAAUCAACAUGAUUUUGAGUGUAUGGCUUUGAAGAUGACAAUUAUCCAAGGGAAAGGAGAAUUCAGCAAUAAUCUCUAUCAAGAGAAUCUUCACAUCAUGUUAUCACUGUGGGAGGAAAUAGCACAGUUAGCAGAUUUUAACAAGGAUGGAGUAGUAACGGUUGACGAGUUUAAACAAGCAGUUCAAAAGACCUGUGUUGGACGUCCUUAUCGUGAUUUUCCUCAAGCUAUGAAAUUAUUUAUAGACAGCCAUUUCAAGUUGGUGGAUAUAAACAACGAUGGAGUAGUAGCUAUCGAAGAGUACCGGUACAACUGCAUUAAUCGACUUCCCAUUGAUACCAUUGAUACAUUAGAUGAAGGUUAUCAAAAUCUCCUUACGGAUGAAGAUAGAAAACGAGGUGGCAUCACGUUAUCACGUUUCCAGGAACUAUAUGCUCAAUUUUUAGGUAACCCUGACGAAAAUUGUGGUGCAGCUCAUCUGUUUGGACCUUUACACUCAUUAUGUUAACAAAAAUUACUGAUUUAUGUAAAAUAGAUAGAUCAUGUUUAUAUUUACACUUGUGCAUUGAAAACAAGACUACACGUACAAAGUCAAGACACAAGUUACGAUGUCAGCAGUGAUUCAGUAUUUAUUUAAAACUCAGGAUUCAGUAAGUUUAUUAAUAAAGAUUUAUUUAUUGAACACUCACAAAA